This is a messenger RNA of Dicentrarchus labrax (European seabass), 1533 nucleotides long. It is a transcript of the gene rarres3l, whose product is annotated as retinoic acid receptor responder 3-like. Gene Ontology annotation, molecular function: glycerophospholipid phospholipase A1 activity; A2-type glycerophospholipase activity. The record is from RefSeq and is a predicted model, not a curated record. The transcript is spliced from 5 exons. Gene Ontology annotation, cellular component: cytoplasm. Lineage: Eukaryota; Metazoa; Chordata; Actinopteri; Moronidae. Bases 392 to 910 code for a protein of 172 amino acids. Gene Ontology annotation, biological process: N-acylphosphatidylethanolamine metabolic process.
CAUCAGUCCUGCAGUAUAUAAACCCCGGUUCUCCAUCCACUCUGCCAGAUCGUUGUCUCUCCAAGCCUUGUAAUGACUUUCUUGGCCAAGUUUGAGAACUUUAGAGAACUUUUUUCCGUACCUCAGGAUCAUUGCCUUCACUAGAGCUCCUUCAAUCAGCCACGCUGCCCUCCAUCUUCAAGUUCCACUCUGCCUGGGUCUCAGCCAUAUCCUCUCACCACUGCCAGCAGGAGCUACACAUCACCAUUUCAUACCCUGGUUCUCAAUAAAGCCUGUCUUUGGAAAUCGUACCAACUGAGUUUGUGGUCAGCUUGUGGGUUCCUCUGUUUAACAUAACAGAUCUGCAUUUUAAGUUGUGCUAUAAGUAAGAGCAUUACAGAAGAAGACGAACAUGGCUGCCACACCUUAUGAUGAGAAACCGGAGCCUGGGGACUUGAUAGAAAUCUUCCGGGGCUCCUAUCAGCACUGGGCUGUGUAUGUUGGUGAUGGCUUUGUUGUUCACCUGGCACCACCCUCUGAGGUCCCGGGUGCAGGCUCCAGCAGCAUGAUGUCUGUCCUAGUUGAGAAAGCCAUUGUGAAGAAAGAGGAGCUGUGGGACGUGGUGGGAAAGGAUCGGUGGAAAAUAAACAACAGCCUGGACAGCGAGUACAAGCCUCGUCCUGUUCACAUCAUAGUGAGGGAGGCGAGCUUGCGUGUGGGCGAGGAGCUGCCGUACUGCGUCUUCAGGGGGAACUGUGAGCACUUCGUAACCGAACUGCGAUACGGAAAAGCCGAGUCCCGGCAGGUGCGUAAGGCGGGAGAAACAGCGAUGGUCAUGGGUGUGGCUGCAGCGGUGGGUCUGGGUAUCUUUGCUCUGGCAGGAGCUUUGUUUGGAGGCAGUAAAAAAGAAAAAGACAAGAACACGCAGUGAUUGAAGUCUUAGGGUUUGAUUAAUAGAUCACCACUAAAGCCUAACUGGUUGUUAUCAUGAUCACUCACUGCAAAUAUCUGUGAACUUUCCUCCAUCCGUCUCUCCGCUCUUCUGUUGUUAGAGUAACAGCUGGGUUGGUUUGGGAUCAAGGCCCGAUAUUUUUCAGACUUUUUAAAAUUUCUAGCACAAUAAAACAGCAUAUUAAACAAAUUAAUUAAGGUGCCAGGAUGAAAUAUAUGUUUAGAUGUUGUAAUAAGAACUUUUUGAAGAGGACUGUAGAUGUAGAUAUAUAGACUAUAAGGUAUUUUCUAUUUAUAAAAAUAAAAACAGCUUGCUUAUGAAUAAAUAAGCUAGUUGAAUCAGUUACCUCUGCUUAGUCCAACAUGGAUAUUUUACAUAAUCAAAAUAAGCUAAUAGGAUGAUAUUGUGGUCAUAUCUGACAGAAAUGCCAUUUAAUAUCAUAUGCACUUUUUAUUUUAAUGAUCUGUGGGCUGAAAGUAGACAUGAACUAAACUUUUCUCAUGACUUGUCACCUUUAGUUCACAAUUGAUCUGGUAUUUACAAGGUUUUGUCUUCCUCUGACAUUUAAUUGUUUUGAUUAAAGAAUAAUUUGUGUGAUUCUG